AUGGAGAACAACCGCAGUCUUGCGGUUCGCGGUGCGAGCGAAGCCGGCGGUGGAUCAGGGUCUUCAUCGAGGAAGCGGACCUCAGACGUUGGGGGCGAGCCAUCGACCAGCCGGCGCAGGACAAGAGAACCAUCACCAGAAGACGAUGACCAGAGCGAUGUCGAAGAAUACGACCCGCAGCAGUCGAUGCAACAACGUCGCCGAAUCCAAAAGUCCAUGCGCGACCUCCAAAAACAGAUGCAUGAGAACCCCGACGAAUUCAUGCAGUCCGAUCCCAAAGCCCUAUUACAAUAUCUCAAUGAGUCGGACCGGCUCAUCAAAAACGUCAAGCAGACGGCCGAGGCGGCCAUCGAUGCGCGGGGCUUGGUGAUCGCGGCCGACCUUUCCGCCCGGCGGGUCCAGCGACUGACUUCGGGAAACGUGACGAAUGGAGUGGACGUGGAUGAGCUUGUCUCGAAAUGCAUCACCUACAUGUUGCAGGGGCGUGGGAUCGACGAUGACAGGGCGGUGGAGCUCUCGAGCACACAGAGGAGGAGGCGCCAACCGGACCGUGGCGCUCUGGGGAGUGAUGAUGAGGGAGAGGUGGGGGAUGAUGGCGACAUGUUGAACUGGGCUCACCUCGGGCGGUUCGCAUGUAUACCCGCCGUCCGCCGGCCUGCGCUCCCUGGGUUUCUUUUAGGCCCCUUAUCUAUCGAGAAGAAGGCCCGCAAAAUUGCGAAACGGUCGGCGCCGUUCAAGGUUAACAACCUGCGGGAGGUUCGGCCGGAAGAGCUAAGGGCGGAAGACUUGAGGAGAUCGGAUAAAAAUGAUCUCCCCUCCAUCUGCAGGAAAAUCUAUGUGCGGCUGCAGGCGGCGCAGCAGGAAGGGCAGGACAAGUUGGAAGAAGAAUUGAGUGGGGUCCCGCCAGAAGAGGAGGCUGAGGUCGAGCGGUCGUUGAUGGAACAAUACGCGCUACAUGAGAACGGAGGUAUCGGUCUCUUGCGAUUUGUUGUCAACCCAGAUUCAUUUGGGCAGACGGUCGAGAACAUGUUUUACGUCAGCUUUUUGAUUCGGGAGGGGAGUAUAAAACUCGAGUUUGAUGAGGAUGGACUUCCAACGAUAGAACCGGUUUUACAAAACUCGUCGGCGGAACCGAGCCGCCCCAAGGCCGCCAUGAGACAUCAGGCUAUCAUGUCUAUCGAUAUGGCGACCUGGCGGGAUAUCAUUGAGGUUUUCGACAUCAAAGAACCUAUGAUUCCGAACAGGGAAGAGGAUGCUCAGCCAGGGCCGGGUGCUCGGGGCUGGUACAGCUAG
Dichotomopilus funicola is the source of this 1293-nucleotide messenger RNA. Its product is annotated as Nse4 C-terminal-domain-containing protein. The transcript is spliced from 2 exons. Gene Ontology annotation, biological process: DNA repair. Gene Ontology annotation, cellular component: Smc5-Smc6 complex; nucleus. NCBI's taxonomy places the organism in Eukaryota, Fungi, Ascomycota, Sordariomycetes, Sordariales, Chaetomiaceae. Bases 1 to 1293 code for a protein of 430 amino acids. The record is from RefSeq and is a predicted model, not a curated record.